UGGGAAUGGCCUGUUGUACACACAGUCGCUGGCGGGCAGUCGGGAGGAGGAGAACGCUUCAAUCAGGAACUACGUGGACAAAAAAGAUGAUUUAAGUCAAAACAUAUAAAAUCAUGAACCUUAGGGGACUCUUCCAAGAUUUCAACCCCAGCAAGUUCCUCAUUUACGCGUGCCUGCUGCUGUUCUCGGUGCUGCUGGCGCUGCGGCUGGAUGGCGCGAUCCAGUGGAGUUACUGGAUCGUGUUCACGCCCAUCUGGCUGUGGAAACUGAUGGUCAUCAUCGGCGCAUCGGUCGGCACCGGCGUCUGGGCCCACAACCCUCAGUACAGGGCAGAGGGGGAAACAUGUGUGGAGUUCAAGGCCAUGCUGAUUGCGGUGGGGAUCCACCUGCUGCUGCUGAUCUUCGAGGUGCUGGUGUGCGACCGCAUCGAGAGGGGCACGCACUUCUGGCUACUCGUCUUCAUGCCGCUCUUCUUCGUCUCGCCCGUCUCCGUGGCAGCCUGCGUCUGGGGCUUCCGGCACGACCGCUCCCUGGAGCUUGAGAUCCUGUGCUCUGUGAACAUCCUUCAGUUCAUAUUCAUUGCACUUCGGCUGGAUAAGAUCAUUAACUGGCCCUGGCUGGUGGUGUGUGUGCCACUGUGGAUCCUCAUGUCUUUCCUGUGUCUGGUGGUCCUCUACUACAUUGUUUGGUCUGUGCUCUUCCUCCGCUCCAUGGACGUCAUCGCCGAGCAGCGCCGCACCCACAUCACCAUGGCAAUCAGCUGGAUGACCAUCGUCGUGCCUUUGCUCACUUUCGAGAUCCUCCUGGUCCAUAAGCUGGAUGGCUACAACAGGUUUGGCUAUGUCCCGGUGUUUGUGCCCCUGUGGCUGUCCCUCAUCACCUUGAUGGCAACAACCUUCGGACAAAAAGGAGGCAACCACUGGUGGUUCGGAAUCCGCAAGGACUUCUGCCAGUUCCUGCUGGAGCUCUUCCCCUUCUUGCGUGAGUAUGGCAACAUCUCGUAUGACCUGCACCACGAGGACUCUGAGGUGUUCGAAGAGCUGCCCGUGCCAGAGCCCCCCAAGAUAGCCCCCAUGUUCCGCAAGAAGGCUGGGGCGGUGAUCACCCAGAGCCCCGGGAAGUACUUUGUCCCGCCCCCCAAACUGUGCAUCGACAUCCCCGACUAGAGACCCGCCCACAUGAACGCAAACUCCGCCCGCCACAGGAGAAGGAGUGAGAGCAUGAAGCCCAUCCCCUUGAAUUUGACUCUCUGGCCCAGGAUCAGAGAGACGGGACCAGCCUCGGUGAUGGCAUGAUGUGUUCAGUCUGGAAAAGCAAACCAAAUGAGAAUGCCCAAAUAAGGACCUACCUAGAACCCCACCCCUUUUGGCCUGGUCACGUUGUCAUUUUUGGACCGGCGUUCUGUCAUUUUUGGACUAAAGUCCGUUUUUAUUGGUGUCCUUCUCAUCAUUCUCUUGUGCUGAGCAAACGUCAAUGACUUACUGUAAAUUCUCUGACAUUGAUGACACUGUAGGCCAGACUAAAUGAAUCUACCGGUCAGAAAAUAAACAUUUGUUCAGCUGACAUGUCCUGCUCUAAGACGGGAUUGGUCUGCAUGUGUCCAGGAAAUGAGCAGGGAGCCUAAAGGCUUAUAGGCUUGUUGUUGACAGGGGUUAGACCUUGGUAUGGAAACUUUUGUGAACUGCUAUAAAGGGAUGACUAGGGGUGGUUUCUGCAAAUUUGUAAUAUGUCUGAAAGGGCUUGUCACAUAGUGAAGCACUCAGCUUCCACUCUAAAGCACAUGUGGUCAUUUGUAAAGUGUUAAUCUCUGCUGUUAUAUAUUUUCCUUUUCCUUUUCAGUGGGAUAAUGACUUAUAUCUAUUGUGUCUGUACAUUUUUGGAGUAUUAUUUGUUAAACACAGGGGUGUUGUCCCAAACUGUUAAGCUAAAACUGACAUUUAUAAGCCAGUAUGUUUUUAGGGUUUGUUAGCCAUUUCUUCUUAUGAAAUUUCCCUAUUUUGCCCCCACCAAACGUUUUCUGGGGUGUUCUGUGUCCCAGCACGGCUUCCAUCCCAGAGUCAACAAAGUCUUUCACUGAGUCACUGUAGAAUUCACAGAUGAACCCCAGGAAACGUGAUUAAGUGGACCCAACAAAGCACAUGUCAUAGGACUGAAUCGUCUCUGGUUCGUUUGUAUAUGCUUGGUAUAUUCAGCCUAUUGUAUUCCCUCUUCCAGAUUGACUCUCCUGGAAAAAUUCCCGGGUUACCUCUAAGGAAAGGGCUUUGACAGUAGGGGCUCUGGACUUGUGGCAGUGUUCCAAAUAGACCACUAGGUGGCAGUAUUACACUGUGGUGAAUGACAGCCUGUGAAUAUGUAUGACACAGACCACUGUGCUGUGCCUGGAGCAUGAAGGCCGUUUAAAUAAAACCCACAGGCAGUGGCACUCAGGAAAGUACAGGCACUGUAUCCCAUUUUCUUUUUCCCCAGCUAUUGAAAUAUUUAACUCCUCUGCUAUCUGUGUUCAGCCAUACAAAUAAUCUUAAAUGGCUGUGUCAGGCAUGUGGCUUUGUUUUUCAUCUAAAAUCCUCAAUGGAGGAAAGCCUUCACUGAAAGUUAACCAUUCUGUUGCAUCUGCUCACUUUUUACUGAGGACAGUCAGUGCCUUAUGGGUCAUUGAUUGCCUGUUGUUGUUGUUUUGCCUGUUGGAGUCACAAGUGCAAUGUAGUCAAACUCAGUGUAGCUGUUCCUGUAUAAUAACUACUUCCUGCUCCUCUCUAACAUUGUGCAGUAUUGUUUGUCUCUUGGGAUAAGUCACUCCUCUCUGGUUAGACACAUCUGAUGAUGCAUGAGUUUGGUUUUGAGUCUUCUCUCGGCUCCGCCCCAGGGCUCCUGUGGUCACCACUGUGAUGACCGAUACAGUGCAACUCACCAUCUGCUUUGUACUUGAUCCACGCGGUCUGGUCUGUCAGACUUCUUUGUCUAGUCAGUAGUGUGCCACGGUUGUUGUGAGCAGUAGAAUGGAGUCUCUGUCCCCGGCUUCGGAUGCUCCUGAGUGCUGUGCUCUCUGAAGGCACGCCCACUCUCAGCUGGCCUGAGAAAUGCCUGACAGCUGGCCUCCACUUUUUUUUUUUUUUUUUUAAUUAUUAUCACUUUGAAGGUUGGACCAAUUUUGUUCUGGAUUUGCCCAAGCAUUUUGAAGUUUGUCUCGAUCACAGUUUGUGUCCUCUGACAAAAACAUGUAAAUACAGUACAUAAAUGUAAUAUCUGUA
Molecule: messenger RNA, 3248 nt
Organism: Megalops cyprinoides (Indo-Pacific tarpon)
Lineage: Eukaryota; Metazoa; Chordata; Actinopteri; Elopiformes; Megalopidae
Product: transmembrane protein 185A
Exons: 7
Coding region: 114-1166 (350 amino acids)
Source: RefSeq, a predicted model, not a curated record